Brassica napus (rape) is the source of this 5060-nucleotide messenger RNA. RefSeq names its product phosphatidylinositol 4-phosphate 5-kinase 5-like. Gene Ontology annotation, biological process: phosphatidylinositol metabolic process. Lineage: Eukaryota; Viridiplantae; Streptophyta; Magnoliopsida; Brassicales; Brassicaceae. The coding region runs from base 704 to 3025 and encodes 773 amino acids. The transcript has 7 exons. Gene Ontology annotation, molecular function: ATP binding; 1-phosphatidylinositol-4-phosphate 5-kinase activity. The record is from RefSeq and is a predicted model, not a curated record.
AAACACUAAAAUAUUUUUUAAGGCAUUUCCAACCCAACUGCAUAAUUUACUGUAAAAUAAAUUAAAAAUAUUAUUAUGGAUGAACAAAAAAUUAUUAUUUUAUAAUAUUUUUGUUUUUUCAUGAUAAUAUUUUAACUCUAUUUUGUAGUAAAUUAUGAAGGUCCGAGAUAUUUUUAGCCUCUUCGUCAAAGUUUGUUCACUUGUAAAAUAUUAUUUAUUUUAUUAUUAUACAAUGAACCUUUGCGUGAGAAGGAAGCGAGGAGAUGCUAAAUAUAGAAACUUUGAGGGUCUUGCUUGUUUCUCUAAACUUCAAGGCCUUUCAUUAGUUUGAGGACAUGAACGAGUCAUUCUUUGAGUAUGGUAAAAUUAGUUUGAAAAACUGAUUAGAAAAGAUGAAAUCUCGGAGACAUUUUGUCUCCCAUUUAAGUACUCUUUCUUUGGCCAUGAGUCUUUGUUUGGUUUUGCAACAUGGUCCAAAGAAAUAUUCAAUCUAAUAAUGCUGCAAUCUGAAGGAAAAAGUAAGCAAGAUCUUUGCCUCUGACUCAAUUAUUACAUUGAGAUUAUAAGAGGCAGAAAAGAAAAUCACAAGUGAGACAUAUGUUUGUUGAUUUCUUGGGCAUGUGUACAUCUUUGGCAUUGUUAUCAAGACAAGAACGCACAUGUUACAGUUUUUCUUAGAUAUACAUUUUCUUAGUUUAACAAAAUGAGCAAGGAACAAAGCUAUGUUCUAAAAGCAUGGGAGGUGACCGUGCGAAAGACACAACAAGCCAAGAAGCGAGCAAACAGCGUUUUUGGAACAGUAUCGGUAUCUCCACACACGGAUAACGAUACUUCCACUGAUGAGAACGAUGAUGAUACCAGCACAAACAGGAGCAGCUUAGAGGAAUUUUACCACGCUGAGAGAGUACUACCCAAUGGGGACUACUACACAGGGCAAUGGUACGAUAGCUUUCCUCACGGCCAUGGAAAAUACCUCUGGACAGAUGGCUGCAUGUACAUUGGUGACUGGUACAAUGGUAAAACCAUGGGAAAUGGAAAGUUUGGGUGGCCAUCUGGUGCUACAUAUGAAGGAGAGUUUAAAAGUGGGUACAUGGAUGGUACCGGCACAUACACUGGUCCAAGUGGAGAUGCUUAUAAAGGCCAGUGGGUGAUGAACCUGAAGCAUGGACAUGGUGUCAAGAGUUUUGCAAAUGGAGAUGCCUAUGAUGGUGAAUGGAGGAGAGGUCUGCAAGAAGGUCAUGGAAGGUAUCAAUGGAGUGAUGGAUGUCAUUACACUGGUGAAUGGAAGAAUGGUACCAUCUAUGGCAAAGGGAGCUUUGUGUGGACUAAUGGUAAUAGAUAUGAUGGGUGUUGGGAUGAAGGGUUUCCUAGAGGGAAUGGGACUUAUAAAUGGGAUGAUGGUAGUUUCUAUGUUGGUAACUGGUCUAAAGAUCCAGAGGAGAUGAAUGGUACUUAUUAUCCAUCAGGAAAUGAAGGGAAUCUUGAAUGGGAUCCUAAAGAUUUGUUUGAUAAUUUGAGUGAGUACACUAUAUGCAGCGGGGAGAGGGUUCCUAUGCUGCCAUCACAGAAGAAACUAGCUGUUUGGAACUCUUCUAAGCGUAUAGAGAAGCCUAGAAGGGUGUCAGUUGAUGGGAGGGUGAGUGUGGGUGUAGAUAGAGCGUUUGAGAAGAUGAAUAUGUGGGGGAAUGAAACCGGUGAAGAAGGCACAGAUUUGAGGAAGGAGUUGGAUGCAGAGUUGAUGAGAUUGGAGGCUGAAGGCAUUCAGAGCCUUAAGUCUAGCCCUGUGCCUAUGAAACUACCAAAGGCAGGGAGGAAGCAAGGGGAGACUAUUUCUAAAGGUCAUCGCAAUUACGACCUUAUGCUUAAUCUACAGCUAGGGAUCAGACAUUCUGUUGGAAGACAAGCUCCAGCGGCAUCUCUUGAUCUGAAACCUUCAGCUUUUGAUCCAAAAGAUAAGAUAUGGAGGAGGUUUCCACGUGAAGGAACUAAGUACACACCUCCACAUCAAUCUACUGAGUUCAAAUGGAAAGAUUAUUGCCCACUAGUUUUCAGGAGCUUGAGGAAGCUAUUCAAAGUAGACCCAGCUGAUUAUAUGUUAUCCAUCUGUGGGGAUGAUGCCCUCAGAGAAUUAUCAUCCCCUGGUAAAAGUGGGAGCUUCUUUUACUUAACAAAUGAUGACCGUUACAUGAUAAAAACAAUGAAGAAGUCUGAAACAAAAGUGCUUCUGAGGAUGCUUGCAGCAUAUUACAACCAUGUUAGAGCUUUUGAGAACUCUUUAGUAAUCAGAUUCUUUGGUCUACACUGUGUGAGAUUGAAUGGACCAACUCAAAAGAAGGUGAGGUUUGUCAUAAUGGGUAAUCUGUUUUGUUCUAAGUACUCUGUUCACAGAAUCUUUGAUCUGAAAGGAUCUUCUCUUGGACGCACCACCGACAAACCCGAAUCAGAAAUCGAUUCAAACACCAUCUUAAAAGACCGUGACCUGAGUUUCAUUUUCAGAUUGCAGAAAGCAUGGUACCAAGAAUUCACCAGGCAAAUAGAUAAAGACUGUGAGUUCUUAGAACAAGAGAGGAUCAUGGACUAUAGUCUUCUAGUUGGUAUUCACUUCAGAGAAUCUUCAGUAGCUGGAGAUCUGAUUCCUUCUGGAGCUAAAACACCUAUUGGUGAAUCUGAUGAAGAAGCAUGCCAUCGUCUCUCUAGAGCAGAGGUUGACCAACUACUUUCAGAUCCCUCAAGGUGGGCUAGUAUCAGACUGGGAACCAACAUGCCAGCACGUGCAGAGAGAACGGUGAGGAAAAGCAGUGAUAGCGAGUUUGAGCUUGUGGGAGAGCCAACAGGAGAGUUCUAUGAAGUGGUGCUGAUAUUUGGUAUCAUUGACAUUCUUCAAGAUUAUGAUAUCAGCAAAAAGCUUGAACAUGCUUACAAAAGCAUACAAUAUGAUCCUUCCUCUAUUUCUGCUGUUGAUCCGAAACAAUACUCGAGGCGUUUCCGUGACUUUAUCUUCAAGGCGUUCACAGAUGAUAAUUGAUUGUCUCUGUGCUUUUUAGGUUUCUUGUGUCACAAGAAAUAGGGCUACAUAUAUAAUUUACAUACUUCGGCAAGGGCUCCGCAGCUUGCGAGUAUGAAAUUCCAUUUUGUUUGUUUCAGUUUAUAUAUAUCUUCGUGAUGUUGUAUUAAACUUUGUAAUCAGUUGAAAACCAUAGAAAAUGAAUAUUCUUUUGCUUUCUUGUAUACUGUUCUCUAACUUUUCAUCUUAUGAAAUGCAUAAUUCUUGUAGAGAUAUUGGGUUGAGCGAACAUGGUGGUUGAAAUAAUGUGACAUUCGCAGUAUCAAGUCUGUUCCGGUCUAUCAGAUGUAGUAAAGUAUAUAGUUUCAAGUUUUCGACUAAAAUUUUAUUUUGUUGUUGUUAAAAGCUAAUAUAUUUUGAACGGUUUCAAUAAUAAUAAUCAUAUUGCUUUUCAAGAUAAACUUGCUUUAGUUAAGAGGAAAAUAAUAAUAUAUAUACAAUCAUGUUAACAGAACAUGGCCUGGUGGUAUACACUGAUUUAGAACUGCAAUUGUGACUGCUUCUAUUUAAGUGUAUAUAUAUAUAUAAAUUGCAAGAAAGUAUCUUUGAUGCACCAAUCAAAAGAUUCAAUUCAAAAGACUAAAACUAAACCUGAUUGGUCAUCAUUUUGGCUAUAAAAAAGAUUGUUGAUAAAAUUGAAACUUUCUUGGUCUGGUAAGAGGUUGCUGAACAAGACAGCAGGCAGAUUUUUAUAAAUAUACACAACUUUGGGCAAUGGAGUUACGUAGGUGAUGAUGCUUUCUUUUGUUUUCUUCAAUAAAGAAAUAGAGUAAUAUUCCAAUAUUGUUCUAAGUUAGAAACACUUGCUGUUGUUAUUGUUUUGUGGGUAAGAGUUGAGAAAGAAUCUUUUGUUUUGUUAUGAGAUUUGCCCCCACAGAGGCUCAGAGUCAGAGCACAGUAUAUAAUUAAAUAUGCGACUGUUCAAGCAAAGUUAAUUACAUCCACUAAUAUAGUUUUAUAAGCGAUGAUUACGUAUUCCCAUUUACUUUAGAAAAAUGAUCGACAUCCACACUAACUAUAGAUGAUUACAUAUUUAAAUAACAUUAAAGUACUACUAGUUAUAGCAAUAUGACGACAUGUAUUAAAUAACCUAUGUUUUAUCUGGUUGAUAUCAUAAUUUUUCAAAAUUAUAAACAUACUUUGGUAGCCUAACAAUUCAAUAUUAAAAUCCAACAUAAUUUAAAGAGAAAUCAAUCAUAACCAACUUAACAAAUCUAAAUAAGUUUGACAUAUCAGCUAAAUUAAAUUAGAUUGGUUAAAAUGAAUCAGUUUUAGAAUGAAACAAUUUUUAAUAUUGGAUAAUUAGGUUCCUAUAUUUAGUUUGUUGUUCUGAUAAUAAAGAUAUACUAGAGCUUGAUCCGCGCAUCCGCGCAGGUGUUAGUUUUUUGAUAAAUGAAUAUUUAUUUGUAUAAGUGAUAAUAUAUAUUUUAAAAUUUACCCGUUUAAUUUUUUUUUAAUAUGACAUUUAUAAACAAAAUAAUUUUAUAGUUUAUAUUGAGUAGUUUUAUUUUAUCAUGUAAACCCUUAAUUAUAUCAUCCAUUUAUUUAGAAUACGACCUGUAAAAUCACACAAAUGUAUUUUUAUUUUUUAUGGAUCAAAAUUUUAUGAUUAUAUAUAAUGAAAUUAUUGUAUAAACUGUUUUUAUGGAUCAAAAUUUUAUGAUUAUGUAUAAUGAAAUUGUUGUAUACUAUUUAUUAUGUAUAUGUGGAAUUAGUAAAAUAAUUACCGUAUAAUGUAUGUAAUUACGAAAUGUAUAUAUGGAAUUAAUUAUUUUCAAAUACACAUAUGUAUAAUAAAAAGGAAAAGACAAAAAAUAUUAAAAGUUAGGUUUAUUAAUUAUUGUUGCCAUGAUUUUUUAGUUAGAAUUUGAUUUUGGAAAUACAUUAAUUGAAGAGAAAAGACAAAAAUCCUAAAAGAUAGGUUAAUUAAUAACUUCAGUGGCAUGCCAUUGUAAAUAUAGUGGAAAACUAAGGGAUAAUCUAAUUUUGUACUCCU